Impatiens glandulifera is the source of this 671-nucleotide messenger RNA. RefSeq names its product putative lipid-transfer protein DIR1. The record is from RefSeq and is a predicted model, not a curated record. Gene Ontology annotation, biological process: systemic acquired resistance. The transcript has 2 exons. The coding region runs from base 35 to 400 and encodes 121 amino acids. Gene Ontology annotation, molecular function: fatty acid binding. NCBI's taxonomy places the organism in Eukaryota, Viridiplantae, Streptophyta, Magnoliopsida, Ericales, Balsaminaceae.
CAAAAUAAGUAAGUAAUAAGUGAAGACAAAAGCAAUGGCAUCUCCACGACAGAACAAUAUUUAUAAUGUCAUGGUGUGGUUCUUGUUCUUGGCCGGGCUGGCAUUGGUCUUCGAGGGAGCCCACGGGGCUGGAGGAGGGUGCGGUCAAACCGAAAUGGAAAUCUUGAAGCUCAUUCCUUGUUUGUCCGCUACUAAGGAUUCAACUGUCGCUCCUUCUAGCAAUUGUUGCAAUGAGGUCAAGGUUUUGGGCCAGAACCCGAGUUGCCUAUGCGCCGUGUUACUCUCAAACAUUGCUAAAAGCGCGGGAGUAAAACCCGAGAUUGCCAUCACUAUUCCCAAACGGUGCAACCUUCUUAACCGCCCUGUUGGUUUCAAGUGUGGAGAGUUUACUUUGCCAUGAGGAUUUAGCAUUGAAGAAUGAAGAUCCAUCACCCUGAGAAUUGCCAAUGUGUUAUGUUUUAUUUGCAGCAUUAAUAAAUCAAUAUAUAUCAUAUAGAUAUAUAUGCAUGUAAUAUUUCCAAUAAAACCUUCUAUGGUUGUCAUCAUGAAUAUAUAAGGGCUGAAUUUCUAAGUUUGGAAAAAAAAUGUUGAUAAAUGUAAUUUGUGAACAUGUCUAUUAUGAAUUUAUGAUUUAAAAAAAAGUGAAAAAUCUAAUUAAUCAGCUCUCAAAA